AUGGUUUCUAAUGCUUAUGUGUAUGGAUUCAUUAAUACCUGCCUGAAAUCUCUGCUAGUGGAGAACUUUGGUGAAGACACAUGGGAGGCCUUGAGAGCACAGGCUGAAGUUCAAGACACCUUUAUGACCUACCAGGUUUACGAUGACGUUAUCACACUGAGUCUUCUGCACGCAUCAUCUAACAUGCUCAACCUAUCCACUGAGGUGCUUUUGAAACUCUUUGGAGGAUACUUCUUCACUUUUUGUAAGAUGUCUGGCUAUGACAGGAUGCUACGCACAUUGGGAGGAUCACUGAUGGAGUUUAUUGAAAAUUUAGAUGCCCUUCACAGCUAUCUUGCACUGUCGUAUCAGGCAAUGAGAGCACCGUCUUUUCGAGUGGAAAUGAGGGACAAUGGAGAGAUGUGGCUUCAUUAUUAUUCUGACAGGAAAGGUCUCUACCACAUUGUCCCAGGGAUAAUAGAAGCCGUUGCAAUAGACUUCUUUGAAACAGAGGUGGAGAUGGAAAUCCUGAACCGGUCAGAAGAGGAAGAAUGCACAGAGGAAAAGGAGCAUGUGAUUUUCCUUGUUGUCCAGAAGAAAUGCUCAAGGAGAAGGAGGGAGAGGCUGGAAGGCAACUCACAGUCCACAGGGAAGGAGGACAUUGAGAAGCACCUGAUCAAUCAUGCAUCAUCUCAUAGGUCGGGGAGAAGGACAUACUGGGACAUUGUCAGGAGUGUUGUGAAAUUAGGCUAUGGUAACUUGCUGUACUCCUUUGAGCCAGUUUAUCCGGAGAAGCUCUGGAUCGACAACAAAGCUUUCUGUGACGCAUUCCCUUUCCAUAUUGUCUUUGAUAAGGAGCUAAGGGUGAAGCAGGCAGGAGUGAAUAUCCAGAAGUAUGUGCCAGGGUUACAAAUGAAGGACGUUAACAUCGACGAGUACUUCACUAUCACCCAUCCAGCAGUGCCGUUUACCAUUUCCAGCAUAAGAAAGUUUAUUAACAGCCAGUUUGUACUGAAAACUCGGAGAGAAAUGAUGCCGGUGUCUUGGAGAAGUCAACCAAUGCUGAAACUCAGAGGGCAGAUGCUGUGGAUGGGAUCCCUCCAGUGCAUGAUCUACUUGUGCUCGCCACAGCUGCGCUGCCUCCAGGAACUGGAGGAGAGGAAAAUGCAUCUUGCUGAUAUUGCCCAACAUGACACCACCCGAGACCUCAUCCUCCUCAACCAGCAGCGGCUGGCUGAGAUCGAAUUGUCCAAUCAGCUUGAGCGUAAGAAGGAAGAGCUUCGGAUCCUGUCUAAGAACCUGGAGGUGGAAAAGAAAAAGACCGAGGUGCUGCUGUAUGCCAUGCUGCCCAGGCAUGUGGCCAACCUGCUGAAGGAAGGCAAGCCAGUCGAAGCAGGGGACUUCAAAGAAUGCACUGUUCUCUUUAGCGACGUGGUGACGUUUACCAACAUCUGUGCUGCUUGUGAGCCCAUCCAGAUUGUCCACAUGCUCAAUUCUAUGUAUUCCCGAUUUGACCGCAUAACGUCCGUCCAUGAUGUUUACAAGGUGGAAACAAUUGGAGAUGCCUACAUGGUUGUCGGCGGGGUUCCAGUACCCGUAGCAAGCCAUGCAGAAAGGGUUGCCAACUUUGCCCUGGGAAUGAGGAUUGCGGCAAGAAAGGUGAAGAACCCAGUUACUGGGAAUCCAAUUCAGAUCCGAGUUGGCAUUCAUUCUGGACCCGUCCUGGCUGGAGUGGUAGGACAGAAGAUGCCGAGGUAUUGUUUAUUUGGUGACACAGUUAACACUGCCUCAAGGAUGGAGAGCCAUGGAUUGCCAGGGAAAAUCCAUCUCAGUGCAUCAACGAAUAGAGCACUGCAGAAGAAAGGUUUUGAAAUAGAGGAAAGGGGGGCGAUAACAGUGAAAGGCAAAGGAAAAAUGAUCACCUACUUCCUUGUCCAGAACCUGGGUGCCACAGAGGAAGAAAUUAUGGGACAGCCAUUGACAGCCGAUGAAGAGAAUCCUAACCAAACUGCUGAGAACAGCAAGGGGAAAUCAAACCAUAAUGAUCAAAAUAAUAAUGACGAUGAAGAUUGCAAAACCAUUGUUGCUAUGAAAUACGCUGACAGUGAGAAUGAACCUGCAAAUGGCUGCACACUUUCUGGUGGAGAGGUCAGCAGAUCCAAGUGUAACAAGAGCCCAGAGAAUAGUGCAGAGUCUAGGGAAGAGGAUGGAGCAAAGUCGGGACUGGACCUGAAUAAUGAGGAGCAUCUCAAUAUGGAAAAUGGAAAGUCAGAGUUCUGUGUCAUGUUGUAA
Hypanus sabinus (Atlantic stingray) is the source of this 2271-nucleotide messenger RNA. Its product is annotated as guanylate cyclase soluble subunit beta-2-like. Gene Ontology annotation, molecular function: heme binding; guanylate cyclase activity. Gene Ontology annotation, cellular component: guanylate cyclase complex, soluble. Gene Ontology annotation, biological process: response to oxygen levels; cGMP biosynthetic process. The record is from RefSeq and is a predicted model, not a curated record. NCBI's taxonomy places the organism in Eukaryota, Metazoa, Chordata, Chondrichthyes, Myliobatiformes, Dasyatidae. Bases 1 to 2271 code for a protein of 756 amino acids. The transcript has 16 exons.